AUCGCACUCGUAAUCAGUGCCGAAUAAAGACGUGCGUAUAUAGAAAAGUAUAGCUUCGUCGACGGUAAUCGAGUGCAACGUACAGCCUACGCGUAAACCUACAUGAAUACCGUAUACGCAAGUACGAAAAAUAGUCGUCUCGUUUCGAUCCGCACGAUUAAAAAAGUUUUAAGAGGUCGCUGUGUUCGUCGACCUUGCUUCGACUUUGCCGAGUCAAGGUAUGACAACGAUACGAGCUACUCGAGGAUAGUCAAGAAUUCGAUCAGCAGUUGGAACGCUGUACAAAGUUCGUUGAAAUUAACACAGGACGAUAACGCGUUAUUCGUUGUUACACCGAAUAUCAUAUCGAGAACGAUACAUCAUUCAUCCGAAAUUAUGGCACUAAAUAAACUCAGCAUCGACAAGGUUGAUCUUGCGAACAAGCGUGUUCUGAUUAGGGUGGACUUCAACGUGCCCCUGAAGGAUGGCAAAAUCACCAAUAAUCAAAGAAUCGUCGCUGCCUUGGAUACGGUGAAAUACGCUUUAGAAAAGAAAGCUAAGUCCGUUGUUUUAAUGUCACAUUUGGGCCGGCCAGACGGCAACCGAAACGAGAAGUACACGCUAAAGCCAGUCGCAGAAGAAUUAAAAACUUUACUUGGGAAAGAAAUUCUGUUUUUGAAUGAUUGCGUCGGGCCAGAAGUAGAGGCUGCUUGCGCUGAUCCAGCACCUGGAACGAUUAUCUUGCUCGAAAAUUUAAGAUUCCACGUAGAGGAAGAGGGCAAAGGAGUAGGACCAGACGGAAGCAAAGUAAAAGCGGACAAAGACAAAGUGCAGGAAUUCCGAAAAUCGUUACGGAAAUUGGGAGACGUUUAUAUUAAUGAUGCCUUUGGUACGGCUCAUCGUGCUCACAGUUCUAUGCUCGGAGAGGGAUAUGAAACGAGAGCGAGCGGUUUUCUUUUGAAGAAAGAAUUGGAAUAUUUUGCCAAAGCGUUGGACAAUCCCGUGAGACCGUUUUUGGCGAUUCUGGGAGGCGCAAAAGUCGCCGAUAAAAUACAACUGAUCAAUAAUUUGCUGGACAAAGUUAACGAAAUGAUCAUAGGUGGUGGAAUGGCUUAUACGUUUUUGAAAGUAUCGAAGAAUAUGAAGAUUGGUAAUUCAUUAUUUGACGAGGAGGGUGCAAAAAUUGUCAACGAAAUAUUGUCGAAGGCUGAGAAAAAUAAGGUACAAAUACAUUUACCCGUCGACUUUGUAACCGCGGACAAGUUUGCGGAAAACGCGGCUGUCGGUGCAGCGGAUGUAGAAAGUGGUAUACCCGACGGUUGGAUGGGUCUCGACGUUGGCCCCAAAUCGAGAGAAUUAUUUAGUGAACCCAUUAAAAGAGCGAAAACGAUCGUUUGGAACGGGCCAGCCGGUGUUUUUGAAUUUGAAAACUUCAGUAAGGGUACGAAGACUCUGAUGGACAAUGUCGUAGAAGUGACGUCGAAAGGUGCCAUUACCAUAAUUGGCGGUGGCGAUACGGCUACUUGUGCCGCUAAGUGGAAGACCGAGGAUAAAGUAAGUCACGUAAGCACCGGUGGUGGUGCGAGUCUAGAACUUCUCGAGGGAAAAGUUUUACCAGGAGUUGCAGCCCUUUCCCCAUCAUAAUUCGUCCGAUAAGUGGUCGUCGUAUCAAAUUUAUGUCGCGGAAAUCAAGUGAAGGGAAAGAGGAUCGGACGUUUUGUUAAGUUAUACGUCUUCGUUUCGGCAGUUUCUUUACGAUUUACGCGACGAUCGUUAUCCUUAUCGUUGUUGGAGCGUUCGAUUGCAAAGAGAACAAAAUACGAGUAAAUAGUAUGUAAACAUCUGUUAUAGCGGCUAUUAUACAUAGUAGUUAAAAACGAUGUAAACUAUGGCUAUUAUAUUUUUCCCGCACAAUAAAACAUCCAACGAAGGUUUAGUUAAGAGAAAA
Ceratina calcarata is the source of this 1927-nucleotide messenger RNA. It is a transcript of the gene Pgk, whose product is annotated as phosphoglycerate kinase. Gene Ontology annotation, biological process: glycolytic process; gluconeogenesis. The coding region runs from base 103 to 1623 and encodes 506 amino acids. Gene Ontology annotation, molecular function: ADP binding; ATP binding; phosphoglycerate kinase activity. Lineage: Eukaryota; Metazoa; Arthropoda; Insecta; Hymenoptera; Apidae. Gene Ontology annotation, cellular component: cytosol. The transcript is spliced from 5 exons. The record is from RefSeq and is a predicted model, not a curated record.